Venturia canescens is the source of this 6791-nucleotide messenger RNA. RefSeq names its product PH domain leucine-rich repeat protein phosphatase (gene Phlpp). The record is from RefSeq and is a predicted model, not a curated record. The transcript has 17 exons. Lineage: Eukaryota; Metazoa; Arthropoda; Insecta; Hymenoptera; Ichneumonidae. Gene Ontology annotation, cellular component: extracellular matrix. Gene Ontology annotation, molecular function: protein binding. The coding region runs from base 175 to 6048 and encodes 1957 amino acids.
CUCUGUCAAAUGAUUUGAGUGCGUUUUACAGUGAGAUGCGAGUGGUCGUUUGUGAAUUUGCCGGUACGAUGUUGCAUUCCAGAAAGGAUUUAAGCAAUGGAUAAUUGAGCAGAAGAGACGCGAAAAAAGUUCGGCUUCGCUAUCGAGGAAGAAGAUCGGAAUUUGACAACAGCAAUGGUGAUAACGGGGACAAUGAACCCACCGAUGUUUCCAAGCGUUCCUUCGAAACUGCGAAGAUCGAGACGAUUGUCAUCGACCCGAGGGCUCGUGAAAUCGUCCGGGCUUGAAAAUUAUCCGAGCAAAUCGUCAUCUCGGUACAACGAGGACAAAGAGAGAAGCGACGGGAGUCGCUCGCGCAACGAGAAAAUAGGGGAAACGACUAUAAAUUGGGAGCUGAAUGAGAGAAUAAGUCUGAGCAGUGGUUCGAGUACCGGGAUCGAAAUUAGGCCAGACGCGAAGCGGGGAAUCGGUUUCAGCGAUCGAGAAAAAGCUGAUAAAUCAUCGGAAACUUGGAAGAUUUCGCCGAAGCUCGCUCGAGCGAAUCCGAGCCAUUUAAAAUCGAGGGAAAAGUUGGAAAACAGUUCGAAACGAGUUUUGGAAUUGAUGAACGUUUCGGGAUUCAACGCUGGCGAGAAACAAUCGAAAAUUGCAACAACGAGAAGCCUCAACGUCGACGUAUUCUGCGAACGCUCCAAGGACAAAGGGAACGUAAUAAAAAGCGAUUCGAAAUACGAGAUCGGGGUGCCGGGGGAAUGCACCAUGCUGAGAAAAAAAAAGUCUCGCCCUCCGAGUCAAAUAACGAGCAAGACGUCAAAGACGCGUUUGACCAACGAUCGCAACGACCUGACCGGCACGAGUGCCAGAAGACGAUGGGACGUGUCCAAAGACAAGUCCGACAAGAGCAACGAUUCGAUUACGAAGAGACUGGAACUCAUCCACGAACUGAACCAGAAGAUUCUCGCAAACUACGAGAGAUUUCAGCACAAAUCUAAGCGACCUUGUGGAAAAAUCUCGACGAGCGAGUCCAAGGGGAGUCCGAAGUGCAGUCUGAGAAAAAAAGACGGCGGAAAAGCGCGAUCGGUGCUGUCCGAUUUGAAGGGAGCUUGCGACAACAAGGAGCACAUUUAUUCGGAGAUAAGAUCGAAGAAAAAAAGCAAAUCGUCCAAAUCGACGCACCGGGAUGUCCACCAGUCCGAGCGAGUGGUCCAAGGGACGUGUAAAACCGCAGAAAAAUCAGGCAAGACGGAUGCCACAAAGGAUUUUCACUUGGGCGAUCGAGUCAUCCGCUCGACUCAAGAGAGGCUGGAAAGCUUUCAGAAUAAGUCCAAGUCCAGUGUAUCCCGGGCACUGAGAAACUUGGGCGGAGGUUCAGCAUCGUCAAAGCCAGCGAAGAAGCCUCCGGGCAGCAACUCCAACUCCAACUUUAGUCUCGCGGUUAAGCCAGAAUUUCACGAUGAAGCGAAAAUUCCCGCGGGAGUACAAGGCGAAACGCCAAUUAAGGCGCUUUGCUCCAAGUUCGAAGAGACUGGUAGCUCCGCCGUGGAAAUGAGUCGAGAGAUAUUUUCCACGCGUCGAAAUAAUCGAAGCAAAAAUGACGAUUCCCAGAGGUCGCGAGUCCUCGCGGACUCGAGAAAGCCGAGAGGCGAAGCGACUCUCUGCUUGGAAAAUUCCAAGUUGUAUCCAGAGUCCAGGUACUUCGAUGCUGCUCCGACGACAACUGUGCACGUUGAAGAAAUGAGGGAGAUAGAAAGUCCAUCGAAUAAGGAUGAUACGACGUGCGCCGAGGGUAGCUCGGUGUCUGAGAAGCCUGAAGAACCGAAGCCCCAGAAAGUAACGAGUUUCCGAAGUGAAAAUAUUGUUAAUCGGAUCGAAUUUAUGGAGUCCCGAAGACAAGAAAUCCUCGAGAAAGAGAUCCUCGACAAUCUGAACGAGACCAUCGGUAGAUUCGACAAUGAGACGGAGCUGGAUGAGCUCGAUCCCGGUGACGACGGUACCGAGAGCUUCAGUACGGAUUCGAUUCAAAGCACGAGCCCAUCCAAGACGAAGAAUGGUACGACCGUUAAUGCCGAGAACACGUGUCACCAGGAAACAUUUAAUUCCUCGUGGGACUCCGGAGUCGGGAUCGAUGUUGGAACUGGAAACGGCUGGGUCAGAAUACACACGGGAAUUGAGAGCAGCCUUGUCUAUCUCACGCUCGAUACCACUGCAAAGGACGUCUGCAGAGACAUGCUCCUCGGAGAGGAAUUGUCUAUUUUCAUUCAGUAUGGCGGCGAGCCAAGUCGAAGAUUAGCACCGCACGAACGACCGCUCGAAUGCCAAGACGAAUUCCUCAAGCAAUUAGGCUACGAAGAGAUCUCCAGGAGGACGCGUCUCGGUGUCGACCCCGAGCUCCGUCAUCUCAUCGCAUUUCACGUUGGUCCAACGGCACCCCAAGCAGAUCUGACAGGAUACAGUCGUUGCGGUAACGCCCUCGUGCUGAAAGGCCUCGUUUUUCCACAAUGGAAGCGACGCUCGUUGGCUGUCAUUGGAUCGAGACUUUUUCUCUACCCCAGUUGUCCAGACUCACGACCAGAGUGGAUGGAGCUGGGUGGAGUAGGUGGCGCUGUUUGCUACGCGCCAUCGCGUCUCGGUAAGCUGGUACUCCGUGUAACGGGCUUUCCUCGAGUGAGCAACGCUCAACGGCCACAUCAGGAGGAUCGAGAAUUCGAGGACGAGCGGCACCACCAGGAGACGAGACAUCUUUAUCUGGGCUUUCAACAUCCUUGGGAUCGUGAUUUGUGGCGCGGAUGGCUCAAGAAGGCCACUCAAACGUCCGAGUCACCGAAACAACUGGACCUCAACAAAAGUGGAUUGAUGAGAAUUCCUGACAGCAUUUUGGCCUUCUCAGCAAUCGAAGAAAUAUUGCUGAGCGGCAACCAACUCGGCAAUGAUGACGCCAAUUUAGACAUCUUGGAAAGGUUUCCGCACCUCCGGAAAGUGCGAAUAGGAUGCAACGCUUUGAAAUCUGUUCCGAGAGAGAUUUUCAAAGUUGGAUUACUGACCACACUGGACUUAUCGGACAACAGAAUCGCAGAAGUGCCUGCCGACAUCGAUCGACUAGUCAACCUCAGAGAGUUGAUUUUGGACCGGAAUGUCAUCGAGAGAGUUUCGGAAGGAGUGGGGCGCUUGCAAAAUCUGAAAGUUUUGUCGCUGGCCGAUAAUCUGAUAACAGCACUUCCCUGCUUUCUCAACAUGCGAGCUCUCGCUCUUACGGAUGUUCUCUCGAAGGCGGAGCAUGGAAAAAACUGUAAAGAGGACAAAAACACUCAGAACAACUUGCACAAAGUUAAUUUGAGGAAUAAUCAGUUAAAGGGAAGCAUAAUCCUUGGCAAUUACGGUAAUCUCACUCAUCUUGACGUGAGCGAAAACAGUAUUGAGAAAUUGGACGUCAGUGCACUGCAGGGAUUGCAGAGUGCGCGUUGUGCUCGAAACGCGCUAACGGAAUUGACUUUGUGCGGCCGAAAUCUCGUCUCCCUUAUAGCCGGCAAUAACAAACUGAAGAAACUGAUCAUCGAACCGGCCCCGAUGAAUCUCGAGCAUCUCGAUGUUUCUUACAAUUCGUUGGAAGCUCUGCCAGAAUGGAUACCGGAUCUGCCAGUGCUGCGAGCCCUUUUUGCCUCUCACAAUGCCCUUACCGCACUUCCGGACCGACUGCUGUCCCAACCGUCGAGACUGGAGGUUCUUCACCUUCCCCACAACAGAUUACAGGCACUGCCACCCCCACGAAACCCACUCAACAUCGUUCAUCUCACUCUCCAGGGCAACGCGCUCACUGCGUUACCGACCAGCUUUUUCGCGAACACGGAACGCAUGAAAGUUUUGAACCUCUCCAACAAUCGGUUAUCGGAGCUUCCCUACAGUGACGAAGGCUGCAAAAGUCGUUCGAGUCGUCAUACCCUCGAAAAACUUUAUCUCACCGGAAAUUGUUUGACCGACGCAGCUCUCGAUGCUCUCGCAAAGCUCCCGGCUCUCAGGGUACUGCAUCUCGCGUACAACGUUUUGGACACUCUCCCAGAGAGUUGUAUCGCUGCAUGGUCGGAUCUCGAGGAAUUAGUCAUGUCUGGGAAUCGACUCCAAUAUCUUCCAGACAACGUCGCCAAUUUGCAGCAUUUGCGUGUCCUCAGAGUUCAUUCAAAUCGGCUCUUGACUUGUCCCACUUUCAACAAAUCUAAGUCAUUAAUGGUUUUAGAUCUAGCACACAAUCAACUGGACCGAAUAAACUUGGCAAGUCUAGUGCCUCCUCAGUUACAAUUUCUCGAUAUUUCCUGCAACACCAGACUCCACGUUGACCCAAGACAAUUUCAAGUCUACCGUUCCCAGCGGCCGGUUUCGCUGGUCGACGUUUCCGGCCAGAACAGAGCGAGUCUGCCUUCACAUCCGCAUCAGCAAGAAAUCGUGAGAUCGGAGAAGGGACUGGAUCAGCCCUGGAGAUUGGGUUUUUCUGAAACUGCUGGCAGCAGAGAAACCCUGUACGUGUCUCAGUUGCGGAUGCCAACGUUUUGCAACGUCGAGGGUGUUUUCGGGAUAUUCGACGGUGGAACGAACCAGGAAGCGCCGAGUGCCUUGCAGGAAAUGAUACCGCGAUUGUUAUUGGAGGAGCGUACGAUAAGAGAAACGUCGAAGGAUUAUCUCAAGUACACUUUGUUGUCGGCUCAUCGGGAGCUCAAGGAGAACGGUCAGAAGUACGGAACCGAUGCGACGCUCGUGCACAUCACGAGGAUCCCAUCGGUCCAGGGUUAUCCAAGGACAUCAAGAAAGUACAGCUUAAAGGUGGCUGCGUCGGGGGAAGCGAAGGCAGUUUUGUGUCGAGCAGCGGGACCGCUGGUCCUCGCGCCAACGAGGAAGAACGUUUUGGUGAAAAAUCAACUCGGCAACGCUGCCAUGUUUCCCCUCGUUGUUCCGGACCCAACCGUCGAGGAGGUUAACCUCGAGGACGACGACGAAUUCGUCAUCAUCGCAAAUCGACGGUUGUGGGAAGUUCUCAGCGUCCAGGAAGCCGUCAGAGAAGCCAGAGCCGAGGCCAGCCCGGUUUUGGCCGCCAAACGACUCCAGGACUUGGCUCAAGCCUACGGAGCCGAGGACAACAUCAGCGUCAUCGUCCUCAGGUUGACCGGGCCCGGCACCGGCGACCUCGAUCAAUUGAUGCGCGAAUUGCGUCACGCCGUCACCAAGAGUCGCGGCCAGGGUGAAGGCAGCUGCUCCUGCCCAUGCUGCUUACCACCCAACCCCCAUAAACCUCCUGCUCCGUGCUGCUGCCACGUUAACGACGGUUAUUACCUCAACGGGGUCCUCAAAAACAUCGUUAAUAGAGGAGGCAACAGUCGCAACGGUUCGGGUCGUUUUUUCAAAAAUGGUCAAAACACGGAGAACGCGAGUUUGCCUUACAACGACGAUCGGAGUUCGCCGAGCGGCCAAUCGGACCAGACGAGCGACAGCACCUUCAAAAUUCGUCAUCCCUCGGGUCGGGGAUGGUCGGGUAGCGCAGCUUCGAGAGCAGCGACGAAGAACCGUCAGGGAGUCAUGAUCCAGGAAAACGGUGCGAGAAAAUUUGUCAACGGGCUUACGGCACCCGAGGACGCGAUUUCCGAGCGCUCCGGCGGACCUCUCAGCGAGGAACAGUUCCGCUGCUGGGAGUACAUGCUCGAACAGAACACUCAACUGCUGUUCGACAAGGAGCUCGACACCCUGGCGCGCGUACCGCUUCGACGAGGACAGUCGAGAUCGACCCCGCAACUGGCCGGGAACUUGCCCUUUUUAUCAAAGAGAUUUGGCAGCGCGAGAUCCUUCAAUCCAGUCCUCCCCAGAGCUCCGAUGAUGCGCUUCGGCAGCGGCCGGAGAUUCCUUAACGGCGGACCCAACGCCGCCUACUUCGGAAGCUUGCAGAGACUCAUGCCCUACAAUCUCGAAUACGACUUUGCUGUCAUCCAGGAAAGAGCUGGUCUCGAUUCGCUCGAACAAGACGCCUCGAGGAUGCAACAAUAUUGGGGUGUCGCGACCACAGAACUGUGAACGGAAGCUCUUCUUCGAGUGCAAAUUCGUUUUUGUUUUUUUCGAAUUCCCGAUCCGUCGGAAAAAACGACGCCGGAGUUCGUCGCUUUCGUUUUUACGUGCGAAAGAGCUUCCGCGGAUACGAGUGUUUCGAGCAACGAAAAGCUCGUUGUACAUACGUUCUUAAAGCUACCAAAAAAUCUCCCAUGCACCAAAACACACGCUCAAGUCGAAUAGAAUUAAUUUUUUGUGGUUCAAAUACCGUAGGAUUCUCGAGAGAAUAUUUUUUAUAGAUAUUUCGAUUGUAAAAUCCGAAAUUUUUAUCUUUUCAAUUUUUUUUCAAUGACAGAUCGUCCCUAAAACAAUUAUUUUUAUAAGAAGAGUAUUUGAAUUGUGAAUUAUUUACAAGGUGUUUUUCAUAACAUUAUCUUGAAAGCAUUUUGAUGGCACACGACCCACCUUACAAAAUUAGAACGUCGCUAUCAAAUCGAAAAUGACGUGAGAUAAAAAGUGUUGAAAAUGUCAUAAUAUUUAUAAAUUUAAGUGCGUUGAGACUGGCAAAACGUGACGAAUAUUGCCGCAAAUCUUCGUUCGAACUGUACCUGACAAAUUUGGGAGCGAGAGCAACCAAAGUUUUUGACAAUUAUUUGUACAAACACUGAAAAAAUGAAUGAAAUAUAUAUUCGUGUAAAAAUCGUCGAAAUAACUGCGUAACGAUCGUUUUCGCAACGCCAAUCGCAUUUGUUUUGAUUGUGUUUAAUAAA